Messenger RNA from Rotaria sp. Silwood1, 1590 nucleotides. The record is from the annotation of a GenBank genome assembly. NCBI's taxonomy places the organism in Eukaryota, Metazoa, Rotifera, Eurotatoria, Philodinida, Philodinidae.
AUGAAUACAAUUAAAGUAAUCGGUCGAUCUUUUUCUGAUGCUCUUUAUGAACGUUAUUGUGAUUUUGAUGCAACAUUUGAUGAUCUUAAAAAUGAUUGUGACAUUGUCUUUUUUGUUGGUCCAUCACCGAAAAAUACAGAAACAGGUCUUAUUCUUAAUACAUCAACAGUUGUUUUAACUGAUGAACGUAUUUCACAUGUUGGUGAUCCUUGUGCAAUAGAAAAAGCAUGUUCACAAGUUGAACUUGUUGAUAUUUCAUCAAAUACAUUAUCUGAUUGGGAUGAAAUAACACUUCUUCUUUCAUCAUUACCUCAUGUUAAAACAAUUAAUCUAAGUUUUAAUCCAUUUUCAUCUCAUGUUUAUAGAUUAUCUGAUCAAAUUCAAUGGCCUAAUCUUAAUACAUUAUGUUUAAACGGAAGUCAUAUUAGUCUUGAAAUGAUUGUAGAAGUACUUAAAAAAACAUCAAAUUUAGAAGAAUUACAAAUUUGUUCAAAUAAUUAUACAAUAAUAUCAUCAAAUUAUAAUUUUAUACAUAAUAAUCUUAAACGUAUAUAUAUAUCAAAUAAUAAUUUAAUUGAUUGGAAAUCUAUAUGUCAUCUUGGUUAUUUAUUUCCACAUUUAGAAAUCUUAAUAGCUAGUGAUAAUCCUUUAAAAAGUUUUCAUUCAAAUGAUGAUGAUGUUACAAUAUGUUUACCAUAUUUACAUACACUUAGUGUUGAUCGAGUUCAAAUAUCUGAAUGGAAUGAUAUUAUUGCAUUGACUAAAUUACCUUGUUUACAUACAUUAAGAAUUUAUUCAGUACCACUUCUUAAGUCCUAUCAAAAAGAUGAAAGAUUUUUUCUUUUACUUGGAUAUAUGAAAAAUCUUAAAAAAUUAAAUGGAAGUGAUAUAACAGCAAAUGAAAGAGAAACAAAUGAAAGACGAUUUAUUCGUUAUUAUUCUCAAUAUGAUGAUAAACCACAACGAUAUUUUGAUUUAAUUGAAAAACAUGGAAAUCUUAAACCAUUAGUUGAUAUUAAAAUUCGUACACCUUAUUUAAUGCAAGUACAUCUUAUAUAUAAUCAAAUAACAUAUAAUAAAGAAAUUGAUAUUCGACAAACAGUACAACAAUUUAAAAAAUAUCUUCAAGAAAUUUUUCAAAUACCAUUAAAUCGUUUACGUGUUUUUUAUAUUGAUGAUGUAGCUUUUAAUAUGGGUAUAUGUGGUCCAGAAGAACUUAAAUAUCCACAACGAUUAUUACAUACAUAUAAUAUACAUGAUGGAGAUCAAUUUCAUAUUGAUCUCAAACCUGAUCCGCCUAAAUUUCAACAUUCAAAUCGAACAGCUGAUAUGAUUCAUCAAACACGUAAAAAAAAAUUAACAAAUAAUUUAAUAUCAUCUGAAGAUGAUAAAAAAUAUUUACCAUUUUCAUUUGAUUCUUUACAAAAAUUAUCAAAUCAAACUGAUACAAAUAUUCUACAUUCAUUAAUUCAACUUGAUCAAUUAUAUCCUUCUAUUGAUAAAAAAAAAAUUUCGAAUGAUGAUAAUGAUGAUGAUGAUGAUGAUUUAAUUUCUGCUGCAGCAAUCGCUUGUACUCAAAUGAAAAAUUAA